UGGCUCCAGGGCACUUCCUCUGGUUUAGGAAAGCAAGUCCCUGGAUAAGAAUGACAAGAUGAUCAUUCCAAAAGGAUAAAUCUUGAUGAUUUUCUCUGGGACUCCAAUAUAUGAGUUCAUCACUCAAGAGUUGUAGCAGUUUCAAGGCAUGGGUGAUAAUGAUGACCUUGAUGAAGACCAUCUUACAAGUUAUGAUAUUCAGCUCAGUAUUCAAGAAUCGAUUGAAGCCAGCAAGAAUGUAUUUUAUCCCGAAAGAUUUGUACCCUUAAGUGAGCAAAACAGAAAACUUGUGGAGGCAAUAAAGCAAGGUCACAUUCUUGAGCUCCAGGAAUAUGUGAAGUGUAAAUAUGCUCUGGAUGAAGCUGAUGAAAAAGGAUGGUUUCCACUGCAUGAAGCUGUUGUUCAACCCUUUCAACAAAUACUUGAGAUUGUUCUGGAUGCAUCCUAUAAGACUCUGUGGGAAUUCAAGACCUGUGAUGGAGAAACACCCUUGACUUUGGCAGUCAAAGCUGGUAUGGUGGAAAAUGUAAGAAUUUUACUAGAGAAGGGUGUGUGGCCCAACACGAAAAAUGACAAAGGAGAGACACCGCUUCUGAUUGCUGUUAAAAAGGGCUCCUAUGACAUGGUAUCUGCUCUGAUCAAACACAACACCAGCCUUGAUCAGCCCUGCGUCAAGCGAUGGUCAGCAAUGCAUGAAGCAGCCAAGCAAGGCCGAAAGGACAUCAUAGCUCUGCUGCUGAGGCAUGGAGGCAAUGUGCACCUGAGAGAUGGGUUUGGAGUCACACCAUUAGGUGUUGCUGCUGAGUAUGGUCACUGUGAUGUAUUAGAGCAUCUAAUCCACAAAGGCGGUGAUGUGCUUGCUUUGGCAGAUGAUGGGGCAUCACUGUUGUUUGAGGCAGCCGGAAGUGGCAACCCUGACUGCAUUUCCCUCCUGCUGGAAUAUGGAGGAAGUGGCAAUGUGCCUAACAGAGCAGGUCAUCUUCCUAUACACCGAGCUGCCUAUGAGGGACAUUAUCUGGCACUGAAAUAUCUCAUCCCGGUAACAUCCAAACAUGCAAUUGAGAAAAGUGGACUAACUCCAAUCCACUCAGCUGCAGAUGGACAGAACGCACAGUGCCUAGAACUACUCAUUGAAAAUGGGUUUGAUGUCAACACCCUACUUGCUGAGCACAUCUCCCAGAGCUACGAUGAUGAGAGGAAGACUGCACUGUAUUUUGCAGUUUCUAAUAAUGAUAUCCAUUGCACAGAAGUCCUUCUGACUGCGGGUGCAGACCCAAACCUAGAUCCCCUCAACUGCUUACUUGUGGCAGUCAGAGCCAAUAAUCAUGAAAUUGUCCGGCUACUUCUCUCCUAUGGAGCUAAUGUUAAUUGUUAUUUUAUGCAUGUGAAUGACACUCAUUUCCCCAGUGCCAUUCAGUAUGCCCUAAAUGAUGAAGUAAUGCUGAGGCUAUUGCUGAAUAAUGGCUAUCAUGUGGAGAUGUGCUUUGACUGCAUGCAUGGGGACAUCUUUGGAAAUUCAUUUGUGUGGUCGGAGAUAGAGGAAGAGGUAGUUCCAGGAUGGACAUCUUGUGUGAUAAAAGACAACCCGUUUUGUGAGUUUAUUACAGUUCCUUGGAUGAAACACUUAGUAGGCAGCGUUAUUCGAAUACUAAUAGAUUACAUGGAUUAUGUCCCCCUUUGUGCUAAACUGAAGUCUGCACUAGAAGUUCAGAGAGAAUGGCCAGAAAUCCGCCAAAUACUAGAGAAUCCUUGUUCGCUACAGCAUUUAUGCCGGUUAAAAAUCCGAAGACUUAUGGGACUCCAGCGACUCUGCCAGCCAGACUUAAUGAAGAGGCUUCCUCUACCACCAGUUAUUCAAAAAUACAUAUUAUUUAAAGAGUAUGAUCUCUAUGGGCAAGAGCUAAAAUUGCCAGAAUUUUAAAAUACUAUUUUAAAACAUGAUUUUAAAAAAUAUUUAAAAAUAUGAUUCCCUCAGAGAAUUGCUUAGAAUCAUUUUACAACCUUAAGUGAAUUUAAAGUCACUGUCAAUUUUAUAGUGGAUCACAUGUUCUUAUGGGAAUGAUGUAUUUUAUGUCUAAGGAUCUUUACAUUUUUAAGUGAAUAUUUGUAUUUGUAUUUCUGUUGAUUAUCUUAACUUCCUAUGAGUCUUCAAAGUCUCCCUAUCAAGUGACUCCUACAAUAGCCACAAUCAACUCUCUAUAUUAAAAAAAAUAAUAAUCAUCCUUUGCUCAAACCUACAUCUCCCACCAGGUGCUGGCCUAUUUCUCUCUUCUCUUUGAUAGCCCCACUGAAUAAAAAGCUCCAGUUUCCUGCACCGGCAUCUGGACUCUGUUGCCUCCAGUGCUCCAAGGUCCCUAACUAUAUUCUUGUUGCCAAACGCAGUGAGCAUUCUUCAGUCCCUUUUCCAAUUGAUUCCUGUAGCAUCUGACGCUGUGGUCUGCUUUCCUCUUUUUCUUCUAAUGCUAUGUCCUCUGGGAAAUUUCCUCCACUUUCUUGACUUCAGUCAUUUUCCUGGUGACUACAACCUUUAUGCUGAAAGCACAGCACUUCUUCUCAUGUGCUUGAGGCCUCGGUAGACAACUGGCCUAUGGACAUUUGAACAAAAACACAUCUCAAAUUCAAUAGGACCCCAAAUGAAAUUACCACUUUCCUUCAUAAAAAGCCCUGUUCUCUUGCGUUUUCUCAGUAGUUAGCACAAUGAUCAACUCAAUUUCCAAAAGAAAAAGCCUGGACCAGGAUUGCCCCAUUUUUUUCAUCUGCUAUAACAAAUUACCAAAUCCUGGUAUCUCUUGAAGUCAUCUACUGACAUGUAGGCUCCCUGAUUUGGCUCAAUUUCUGGCUAUUACCUUUUCUUCCCUGGCAUUACACAGUUCAGCUUAUCUGGCUUGCACACCUUCUGUCUUGCCCAAACACACACAUCCUUACACACAGCAUCUCAGACAGAUUUAUCACAAAUCUAAAUAGAGUUUCACUCCCCCUUGCUCUGAGGAUAAAGUCCAAGGUUUUCACAUGGCUCUUCACGCUCUCACUCCUGCCUUCUCCUUAACCUUAUCUCUUGAUGUCCUCCUUUUCCUCCCUCCUCUUUAGUCAAGAAGUUUAUUCUUUGAACAGUGACUCCCAGAUUUGAAAUUUUAUAUAGUACAGCAGUAGUUUUUGUUCCUUUAAUUAAAAAAAAAAGAUCAUCUAUUUCAAAAAAUGCUACCAUGGUCAUUUCAUAAGAGGGGGUCAUUUUCAUGCCAGAAAAUAAAAUGGUCACAAACCCAGUCAUUAAACUGUAGUGACUUUAACAUUGAAAAGACAUACAGCAUUUUCCUCAUUUUCCCAGUGAUGGGUAAAAAUGGAAUCAUGGCCCAAGAAGUAACUGAGGACCUUUGUGUGAGAAGCACUGCUGUAGAAUAGACCUGUAGAAUAGGUGCCUCCUGGACCUCGGGGUCUUUGCCUUUCCUCUCCUCCUACCUGAACCUUCUUUCUACUUCCUUUUGCCCUUCUUGGCCAGAUGAACUCCCCUCACCCUGCAGAGCCCAGGUUAGAUGUGGCUUCCUCUAGCUUGAGAGGCUACUACCCAGAAUUUCUGCUGUUUUGUUCUUGUACGUCUUCCCCCCUAGACUGUACGCUCCAUGAGAGCAGGGUCUACAUCUGUUUGUCCCCAGAAUUUCUUCAGGACCAAACACAUUCCCUAAAGCAGAGGGUGUACAGCAAUUAUUUGUUGCACAUAUCAACUGAAUGAAUGCCGUAAAAGACCCACAGAAAAAUAAUCAGUAACCUCAUGCUCAAAUGAUAAUUUUGAAUUUGUGAAUUGGUUAAUAUAAUCAUUUAGAUUUAUUAUUAUCAGAUUUUAAUAAUGUAUUUUCUCAUAUUUAUUUUUAGAGGUUCCUAUAUUUUUCAAUAAGAAUACCUCACUGGUUUGUAAAGUUUUCAACUUGUAUUUAAUUUUGGCUAUUUUUGAAAGGUAAAUAAGUAUAAAAAAGGACACAGUUAAGGCUAUAAUUUUAACCUCUUA
Lepus europaeus (European hare) is the source of this 4000-nucleotide messenger RNA. RefSeq names its product ankyrin repeat and SOCS box containing 15 (gene ASB15). Gene Ontology annotation, molecular function: protein binding. NCBI's taxonomy places the organism in Eukaryota, Metazoa, Chordata, Mammalia, Lagomorpha, Leporidae. The transcript is spliced from 11 exons. Gene Ontology annotation, biological process: intracellular signal transduction. Gene Ontology annotation, cellular component: cytoplasm. Bases 149 to 1921 code for a protein of 590 amino acids. The record is from RefSeq and is a predicted model, not a curated record.